UUAUCAUCAUCAUCAUCAUCAUUGUAAUUAUUAUAAUUCUGACUUUUACAUCCACACACACAUCGAUCGACAAAAAAACUAAAGAAAAUUGUAAUCAAUCCAAAAGUAAAUUCAUCAAUACGAUUUCAAAACUUGAAGAUAUAAUUUCAUUAAACAGGAAGAAUUUUAAUAUUCAAUCAAUCUCAUUAUCUCACUCUCUGGAUUUUGAAGCAACCAUUUCUGAUAUUUUCGUUUAAUCGCAUUCAACAUUUAUUUUUUGAUUAAUUGAGCAAAUUAAUCAUCAUUUUAUAUAUAAUAAUAUAAUGAGAACAAUAAUGAGUGCAAGUGCAUCAACUGCUAGUUCAAGUCCAGAUGCAACUGAUCAUCAAUCGUCGCAACAACAAUCACGUGGACGACAAUCCUCGUCAUCAUCAUCUAAUAAUAAUGAUGGUAAUAGUGUUAGUGAUACUAAUCAAAAUGGAUUAAUUUAUGAAGCCGGUCAGAAAAUCUAUUGUACUCAUGAAAACAAUAUUUAUGAAGCACGUAUAUUAAAAACGGCCAUACGUGAAAAUAUACCGCAAUAUUUCGUACAUUAUCAUGGAUGGAGCAAAAAUUGGGAUGAAUGGGUUGUCGAUGAUCGUAUUUUGCAAAUCAAUGACGAAAAUCUUGUUAAAUAUGAAGAAUCAUGUAAACGACGAAAUUCUCGACGUAAUCGUCGUAGUGGUGGUGGUGGUGAUAAUAGACGAUCAUUAUCAACAGUGACCAAUUCUGCAUUCAAUAAUUCGGACAGUGUUUCAAAUGCUCCACGAAAAUCAACAACGGCAACGACUGCAUCAUCAUCAUCAGCAUCAUCAUCAUCAUCAUCGUCGUCGGUGGUGGUGUUAACAACAACAACAACACCAUCAUCAUCCAUAGCUAAUCAGGAUUUGAUGGAUGAAAAAUCUGCUCGUCGUAAACGUAAACGUACAUCACGAUCAACAUAUGUUACCGAAGAGGAUCAUAAAUUGAUUAAUGAAAAACCUAAAAUUAAGAUUCCAAUGAAAUUAAGUGAAAUAUUAAUGGAAGAUUAUUUACAAAUUUAUUUCAAACGAAAAAUUCUUCAACUUGUCGAUUUGAAAAAAACGGCACAAAAUUUACUUGAUGAUUAUCUGGCUGAUCGUAUACAACAAGAAUCAGAAUCAUCAUCAUCAUCAUCAUCGACACAUCAAUCGUCGUUGGAAAAAAAAUUCACUAAUCUUGAUCCACCAUUAAAUUUUACAAUCAAUCCAUUUUCAUCAAAUUUACGUUUCGAUAAUAUCGAAAUGAAUACACGUAAAAGUUGUUGUGAAGAAUAUGUUAAAAAUAUUCGUAUCUAUUUCAAUACAGUAUUACCAACACAUUUAUUAUUCAAUAUUGAACGAUUACAAUAUCUGGAAAUUAUUAGUAAUCCUAAUCAUGAUAUCAGUAAUAAUCAACAGGACAAUAAUAAUACUAAUAAUCAAUCAAACGAAUCACUGGACACAACAACAACAACAACAACAAUGCCAAAAAUGAGAUCUCGUAAAAAUUCCGAUUCAAUUGUGAUUAAAAAUUCAAAAUCAAUUAAAACCUCAUCAUCAACCAAGACAACAACAUCGACUACUACUACUACUGUUAAAGAUAGUAAUAAUCAUAAUCAAUCAAAAGAACCGAUCGAAAUCUAUUCACCAAUACAUUUAUUACGAUUAUUCACAAAGCUUGGAUCAUAUUUACAAUAUUAUUAUUGUGAUAAAAAUUUUUUCCGUCUAUUGAAUCUUUUCAAUGAUGAUUUUUUCGAUUUCUGUAUGGAUAAUUAUGAUGAAUAUUUUGGUGAUGAUAAUCUACAUUAUUAUGAACCGAAAUCCGAUUAUAUUGAACGUUCGGCUAAUAUAUCAUCAAUAACUAUGGCCAAACAACAGCAAACUGAACAUUCAUCAAUUAUUGAUGGACAAUCAUCAUCAUCCUUGUUGAUCGAUGGUGAUGAUAAUAGUUCAACAAAUGAAAAUAUGAAUCAAGAUUAAAUAUAUUAUUAUACGGUUAUGAAUGUGGAGAAAAAAUAGAUAGCAUAAAUUCAUAAAUAACGUUACAUGCAAAUUUUUAGAUAAUAUAUGAUUUUGAGAUCCAGAUGAGAAAAAUGAUGAUAAUGAAUUGAGGAAGGAAGAACAAAAUAAAAGAGAGAAAAAAAACCUGUCCUGUGAUGACCUCGAAAGACAUGAUGAUGAUGAUGAAAAAAUUAAAAAUAUAAAUUACAAACAAAUCAUCAUCAUCAUCAUCAACGAUAAUUGUGUGUGAUGGUGAUCCUCUUACACAUACAUACAUACACAUACACACACACACACACACAAAGGUUUAUUUUUCAAUAUUUACUACAUUUU
Dermatophagoides farinae (American house dust mite) is the source of this 2351-nucleotide messenger RNA. The record is from RefSeq and is a predicted model, not a curated record. Lineage: Eukaryota; Metazoa; Arthropoda; Arachnida; Sarcoptiformes; Pyroglyphidae.